CAUACAUGACGAUACAUGACGCCCAAACCUGGAGGUACAAAAGGACGUGCUUGGAGCGGUGAUUUACCAGACAAUCAAACCAAACUCGACUUUAAUCCUCUUUCGAACAGCCAAGUUGAUCAAUAUGACUAUCUCGCUCAUCAGCAUCAUCUCCUCAGCUCGUCCAGUCGACAUCGCACUUCUCUCGCUCUUCACCUUCAUCCUCCUCAAGGCCAUCAGCACCACCCGCAAGCGCGUUGCGACAACCAAGCUCAAGGGUCCUCCGAGCGACAGCCUCCUCUACGGCGUCGCCCGCACCAUUGAGGACGCCGAGGACUCCGCAGUCGUAUACGAGACCUGGGAGCGCGCGUACGGCGCCGUGUACCGCGCUCCCUUCCCGCUCGGCUUGCACAGGAUUUUCCUGGGCGAUCCGCGAGCGCUCGCGCAUAUGUGGGCGAGGGACACGACCGCAUACGCUACUCCGCUGGGGAUCAGGAAGAUGUUGAUGGGCAUUAUGGGCAAAGGUUUGCUCUAUUCUCAUGGCGAGGAGCACAGGAGACAACGCAAGGCCCUGAGCCCGGCGUUCAGUCAUUCAGCACUGCGGAAGUUAACCCAUAUCUUUUAUGACUCGACUUAUAAGGUUACUAACUCAUGGAAUGAUAUCUUAGAGAAGUCAGGCGACGGGACCAUUGUAGAAGUUCAGCGAUGGAUGGGAUUCAUUGCCUUGGACUCCAUCGGCCUCGGGGGCUUCUCGCACGACUUCAAAGCCACCUCCGACCCCUCGCACACGUCCGAAACAGCAGCUAUAUUCCAUGCGAUCGGCGAGAACCCCGGCAAGUAUAUAUACAGGCUGUUAAUGAUGCUCAGCUACCCGUUCCCGUGGGCCAUGGAUCUGCCCAUCGAGCAGAACGAGCUCGGCUGGCGUCUGAACAAGGUCAUGGCCGAGAUAGUCAAGCCAUUGUUCGAGAAGGCGAAGGCAGAAAAGGAGAGCGUGGAAGAGAAGUCCGCAAUUGGGCUUCUUAUCAAAGCCGAGGCGGCAAACCCGGCGUCGCGUCUCACCGAGCAAGAAAUUAUAGACGAGAUGAGAACCCUCCUUUUCGCUGGAUACGAGACAAGCUCGAUCAGUUUAAGCUGGGCCCUUGUAGAGCUAUCCAAAGAUCAGGACAACCAGCGCAAGCUUCGUCAGGAACUUGAACAGUUCAACGGGACGGACCCGUCGUACGACGAUCUGACCAACGGUUUGCCAAUCCUCGAUGCAGUGGUGCACGAAGUACUCCGCCUGCACCCUCCGCUUCCCGAAGUGACGCGUGUCGUAUGUUCUUUAUCGCGCUAUCUACUUGCGUUACCGGCUGCACUCAACCUCUGUUUUCUGUUGAUUCAGGCCCUUCAAGACGACAUUAUUCCCCUUGGAGAACCCAUCGUCGACGCUAGCGGCAACACCAUCUCCAACGUCACCGUCGCAAAGGGCACGCUCGUCACCACGUCCAUGCAGUACCUCAACCGUUCCGAGAAGUUCUGGGGCCCAGAUGCCAAAGAGUUCAAGCCGGAGCGUUGGCUGCAGGAAGGCGGACCGCAGUACAAGGCGCGAGAACUGCAGGGCCACAGGCACCUCUGGACGUUCAACGAAGGGCCGAGGACAUGUUUGGGAAAGAAUUUUGCGCUAGCCGAGUUUAAGGCCGCGCUAUCGGUGCUUGUGCGAAACUUUGCCUUUGAGCUUCGCAGCCCCAAGGACAGGGUAGUUACCUCGGCCGAUAACGUGGUUCGCCCCAAGAUCUUCGGGGAGCAUGGUGUCGACGUCCCCCUCCGCGUAUCCCGUCUUCAUUGAUGACAGCAAGGCGAUAAUGGACCGAGUUUGAAAAGGGAACACAAGUUUGAGUAACGGACUGGAAUACAUCAAUAGAGCCUCUAAUAUAUG
Molecule: messenger RNA, 1894 nt
Organism: Coniophora puteana RWD-64-598 SS2
Lineage: Eukaryota; Fungi; Basidiomycota; Agaricomycetes; Boletales; Coniophoraceae
Product: cytochrome P450
Exons: 11
Coding region: 125-1804 (559 amino acids)
Molecular function (GO): monooxygenase activity; oxidoreductase activity, acting on paired donors, with incorporation or reduction of molecular oxygen; heme binding
Source: RefSeq, a predicted model, not a curated record